Messenger RNA from Camelina sativa (false flax), 1036 nucleotides. The record is from RefSeq and is a predicted model, not a curated record. Lineage: Eukaryota; Viridiplantae; Streptophyta; Magnoliopsida; Brassicales; Brassicaceae.
CUUCUUCUUCUUCUUCUUCUUCUUCACAUGCGUCUAACAAUCAAUCUCCUCCUCCUAACUGGCAUUUUUUUAAAUGUUCAGGUGAACAGUGUGAGGCUACCUCACCACAUCGCGGAUAAGCGACACUUUUGUGGCACUGCUUUGGUUGAAUUCUCCUCUGAACAAGACACUGAAUUUAUUUUGAGGCAGAGUUUGGUCUAUGCAGGCGCCGACUUAGUACUCAUACCAAAGAGUGAUUUUGACUGUCAAAGAGAGAAUCUAAUCAAGCUACUCGGAAAAUCAGGCUCAAGUCCUAGAGAUACCUCCCACAAUGAAUUCCGCAUAGGUCAGCUUGUCAAAUUCACAUUGAAAUGGAUAGCCAGUGGAGAAAAUAUAACGAACAAAGAAAAACCCAGGACUCUGAAUAUUAACAUCAGAGAGAAGGAAGAUAAGGAGACAGGCAUUGCAGAGAGGUUGGAAGAAAUUGAUAGAAAGAAGGAAGGUGGCAAGGAGAGAGUUAACACCGCUGAUCAACUUGCGGUUCCCCCAUGGAACAACAGUGAUUCUCUUGGAUCUGAGGUUCUCAAGGAUGUAUUUCAAAGAUUUGGCAGCGUUAAGCACAUAGAAUACUCUCGUGGAUUGGAUUCGGGUUACGUUUGUUUCAUAGAUUCAGAAACAGCAACGAAAGCCCGUGCAGCUGCGGAGUUUGUUGGAGGUUUAGUUGUGAAGAAUAACUUCUCAAUAGCCUUGGAAGCAGUGAAUGGGGAGAUCGAGAGAGAGUUGUGGAAAAGACUAUCAUCAGCUGAGCCGGAAGGAGAAGGGAAAGAAGGUGACAUCAAGGAAAAAAGCAAAGAUGUGUGUUUCGAAUCCGCACAACCAAUCAAGAAGGCUCGAAAGGAGCGCUAGUUGUAGUGUUGUCAUACUCUUCUCUACUUUUUUUAUAGGUUCAGCUAAUUCUCAACAAAAUAGAUAUUUGACUUCAGUUGACGAUUAUAAUGUCGUCUGUGAGUAGUUCGGUAAACGGUAUUUAUCUGUUUUGGUAAACUUACAGUCCUAA